Syngnathus acus (greater pipefish) is the source of this 3448-nucleotide messenger RNA. It is a transcript of the gene asphd2, whose product is annotated as aspartate beta-hydroxylase domain containing 2. The coding region runs from base 641 to 1744 and encodes 367 amino acids. The transcript is spliced from 4 exons. The record is from RefSeq and is a predicted model, not a curated record. NCBI's taxonomy places the organism in Eukaryota, Metazoa, Chordata, Actinopteri, Syngnathiformes, Syngnathidae.
ACUCAGAUUACUAUUUUGAUGUCUUUACGAUGGGUGUUUUACCCCAGCGAAUCUUUUGUAUUUACGACCAAAUUGGCCUGUGAGCGGUUGAUCGCCACUACAGACACAAAGACAGGGUGUCAGAUUGUCGGUAGGGCAGUGCAUUUUAUUUGAUCAAACACAAGCGUAGUGUUUUCCCGAUUUGGACUUGCAUUUUGCGUUUUGAAGUGUUUUUAUGUUGUAUAUCGUCUGCGUUCACUGCGCAUCACCGCAGCUUGGCCAGGAAAGAACACCUGUGUGCCUUCUCUUCUGCUCUCCUGUAGUCACAUUAUGAUUGUUGAGCAGAAAACAGAUAACCCCGAGGCGCAGCGUCUGUCGUCAUUUGUUUGAUAGAACAGGAGAAGAAGCAGCGGAAACACCUCAAGCUUAAAAGAAAGCAUGGAGAGAGCAUCCCACAUUGCCAAGAGCUGAAAUGUUAAGGUUGCCGACCGAGAGUGUCGGAUUAAAUCAGCAGACUGGUUGCUUUCAAGUGACGGACAGGAAGAGCUGCUUAACACAAAAGCCUUCGUGUGGCUUGAUGCCGCUCCCAAUCUCAGUUGUGAACAAGACGUGCAGCAUCUCCCCUCUUCUGUGAGAUUGAGCCUUGUGCAGCAGAGCCCCUAUGGAGUGGUCACUGGAGAGCGUGAGGGAGAUGGUGGCUGGAGGGAUGCAGUCUGUGAGAGAGUGUGAGAUCUGUGCUUGUGCCACACUGGUGUGUGUCCUUCUGCUGUUCUUGUGGUACUGCUACAGGGUCGGCCGCGAUCAUAGCACCAGUCCGUUGCGAGGAAGGUAUCUGAGCGGGCCCGGCAGGAUCGGAGGGGUGGUGGGGGGCUUCAUUGGCUCCGACUGUCGCAAUAGGGGCAAACCCGGAUCCAUGUUAGAGGAGCAGAACGGCUUUGCUUUUUGCCAGUCGUCGGAGUGUUUCCGCUGCACCAGCGCUGGAGAAAGUCUCAACCAGAGGCUCUAUCACAGCCUGCAGGAAUACGCCAAACGCUACACCUGGUCAGGUAUGGGCAGGGUGCACAAAGGAGUUCGCGACCAAGGCCGAUACCUUAACAGCCGACCCACCAUCCAGCGGCCUGAGGUCUUCUUCCUCCCUGACCUACCGUCAGCUCCUUUCUUCUCCAGGGAAAUUCAGAGACAUGAUGUGGAACUCCUGGAGCAGAGCUUCCCAGCCCUUCUAGCUGAGUUUGAGAGCAUCUACAAUCAACCCCCCGCCCGCAGCGGCUCCCUGCUGCCACCGGGAUGGAAAGCCAACAACACUCCUCGUGGCCAAUGGUGGACCUACUAUCUGGUCAACCAAGGCACCCCUCUGGUCCUUAAUGUCAGGAGGUGUCCACGGGCCUGGCGGGUGCUGGGCCAGCUGCGCACUUUUAUCGCCAACAACAUGUUCGGAAACGCCUGUUUCUCCGUGCUGUCGCCGGGAGCGCUCAUCACCGAACAUUACGGUCCCACAAACGUGCGUCUCCGCUGCCACCUGGGUCUCCGAGUGCCCCCCUCCUGUGAGCUUGUAGUUGGUGGAGAGCCCCAGUGCUGGUCUGAGGGCAGCUGUCUGCUUUUUGAUGACUCUUUCCUCCACAGGGCCUUCCACGAGGGGGGUCCAGAGGACGGCCUGAGGGUGGUCUUCAUGGUGGACCUCUGGCACCCCAAUGUGGCCGCCGCCGAGAGACAAGCUUUAGACUACAUUUUCACCCCAGGCCGCUUAGAGGAGAAGGAAGGCAAAUAAGUGAGCAUAUGUGAAGAAUGAUGUCCAACCAAGAGAUAGAGGUGUGUGGCGCAGAACAAAUAUUCCUCUGCUUUCAAGACCAGCUCUCACAUUCACUGUGUGGUUCAUUUUCUUUCUUUUAUCUCUCAGAGCUCAACUUGGGAAGCUACACAAAUAUUAGCCACAUGUCCGUGUCAAACACGUAUCAACAGCAAAUUCUAAUAUUGUUAGAGUGAGUUCCAGCAGUAAUUUGGACAGUGACAGCCGUUUUAGGAAUUUUGCCACGAUACAAAGGAUUUGAAAUAAAAUAAUCGUGAUGCUUUCAGUUCGAUUUUAAGAAACUAAGUUCUGUGUUGCGCUAACACAUUUGUUACACACUGUCUAUUUUGUAAUGGACAGGUAAGCGCCCAGAUCUAAACCCAGUCAUGUUUGUGGUUCACUUAUUGAUGGCAAAAUUAAAAGGCAAAUAAGGGAAGGUGGCUCCUUUGAAAGUCUGGCAAAGAAUCUCCAGAGACGAAACUCUUGCUAAUGUCCAUUGUACCAUCUGUUCUCAUCUGUGUGGUACUACUAUGGCAGUAAUUACAUGAAUGUUUACUUCGCAAAUGUGGCUGUGGUCGUGACUCCUGCAAUUGAGGUCACUUAAUUGCACUCACAGUCCCCACCUACUUGUACAAGACAUGGUUGAAUAAGCACAUUUCUUGUAUGACUCGAUCUGUGCAACCAGUUACAAUGAUGAGGACGUUUUUGUUAAAUUUGGUAAGGUGUGGUAAUUUGGAUCUAUUUGAUAUCACAUUUGUAUUCUUGUAAAUACAGCGUGUGAGGGUUCAACCUAAUUUGGGUGGAGAAAAAUGGUCUAUUGCUUAUAACUAUUGUGAUGUCUUGAGUUAAAUAAUUUGAUGGUCCAAACACUGUUGGUUGCAAUUUACUGAUUCUGUAAAAUAAUUUUCAAGUUGCUCUGCUGCUGUUCUUAAGCUAUUUGAUUUGAUGCAUGACCUGCAAACCAUGGAUACGUUUAUCUAACCCGAAUCCGUAUUUACACACAUCAUAAAGUAUGCGUGCUGUUUCAAAGGGCCUUUUUUUAUUUUGCACAUGAAAAGUAAUCUCAAGCAGCUUUGUGUGUUGUUUGCAAUCUAACACUGAUGUUUACAAUCUCUAAGAACAAUGGCACUCACAUUGAGCUGUCUGGUUUUAAAUUUUGACUUACGGAUGACACUCGUCAACAUGAAGAAGAGCAUAAGUAUUAUGGCUUGUUUAGAUUUCCCGGUGGACAACAACAUUGUGGUUACGUUUGGAUUAGAGACGGUAACAAACUAACUCGCUUGUAGAUGCUACAGCGACCUCUGCUGUCUGAAUUGAUAAUUACAGGACACUGGUGCCUAUAAUGCUUUUGCCACCCGCGUGGCAUGGAACUACAAAGAAAAACAAUUUAAAGGACUUGGACAUGUUGAGGUGAUAGUUCGUAAUGCUAUUGUGUGAUCUUAGAUGGAUAGGACAGUAACAGUGCCUUCAAAAGUCUUUACAAACAACUUUUGAACUUUAGUAUGUCGUAUGUUGUUAUUGUGUGGCGAGUUUGAGCUAACAAAGGUUUGGUGGAAAUAACCAUCUGUGAACCAUCAAAAAUGUGUGUGGUUUUUUUUUUUUUAUUGUAUUAAAAUAUUCCCAUUAUGUUGCUUCCUUGUGUAUAUUUUCAAGUGUUUCUGCACAUGUAAUAAAUGGUCAACAACA